UGGCAGUCUUCUUAAAAUCAUUGAAAAUAACGACUUCUUCCCCACGUAAUAACAUCCGUCACUAGCGCUGUCUUUUCCUCUCGCUGAAGCGAAACUUGGUAUCUCGCCUCCACGUACGUCCGUACGUAUCAAUACCCCCAACGAAUCCAAAUUUACCAUCCUAACCGUAUCGAACGACAUUAAAUAAACACAAUCAUUCGAUACUUCCCAGCGGAAUAUAUACCUGACAUUAAUUAGUCUUCAGCUCUACCCGCUUCCCCACCUCAUGAACUUUCUAUUCGCCCGCGCCCCGUCAAUACGAAUCGCCCCCACUCCAACCGCUCCCAGAUCCAUCUCCCAUUCUGUAUCAGUCUCAAAAGCACUCCCAUUUUAUCUCAACAAUUUACGCUCAACAGAACAAAAUGACGGCAAAGUCUUGCGUAUGCUCAUGUUUGGAAAGCCCGGUGCUGGCAAGGGAACACUCUCAGCCCGCCUCGUGAAGAAGUAUGACAUACUGUCACUCUCCACGGGGGACCUUUUGAGGCAGCACAUCGCGGAGGGAACUGAAAUUGGCAGACAAGCAGAGGAAAUCGUUGCACAAGGAAACUUACUUCCCGAUGAUGUCAUGCUAAAAGUAGUCGCGAGUAAACUCGAGUCACUCAAUAACAGGCAUUGGAUUUUGGACGGCUUUCCACGAACGUUGGGUCAAGGCAAACUGCUUGAUAGCUAUCUUCAGAACCAAAAUACCCCAUUAAGUCUUGUUGUCAACUUGGAUGUCGCGGACAAUGUCAUCCUGAGUCGGAUAUCUGACCGCUGGGUUCAUUUGCCAUCUGGUCGUGUGUACAACAUGUCAUACAACCGACCCAAAGUGGAUGGCUUCGAUGACGAGACAGGUGAACCAUUGACGAAGCGACCUGAUGAUAACCCUGACAUAUUCUCUCGCCGCCUCAAGCAAUUUUACGAUUCCACGUCGCCCCUCCUCGCAUAUUACGCAUCACCAGGCAACAAAUCGGCACGACUUGUUACUUUGCAAGGCGAGACGUCGGACGAGAUUUGGCCGCAGCUAGACGCCGUUGUGCGAAGGUCGUUCCCGGCCGUUCGGGAACGCGCUUCAAGCAUUGCCAAGCGGCGGUAUAGUCUCAGCGACCCAUUUGCAAUGGAAAGAGAGAAGCGAGCUAUCAAGCGAGCUGCGGCUGGUGAUGGGCCUAAUCCAUCUAAAUUCUUUAAUUAGCCGUGUUGCGUAGUUGAGUGUUUUGCUGUUCGCUUUUCCGCAAUUUCGCCAGUUGUGACUUGUUCGGGUCGAUAUUGCAUGUUUUUUUGUUCUUCCUACGUCUCAACUACGUCUUUCGAAUAUUCUUGACAUCUUACCGUGUUUUUUAUCAAUUGUAUUUUUACGCCUGCAAUUACACUGAUAGGAAUGCAGCAUUGGAUCACUGCAGUUGGCUACCGACACGUUUCGACAUUUUAUGUCAGAUCUGGACCUGGCUAGAGUAUUCGAGACCUAGCCUAGAGCACUCUAGAAUACCUUUCGAAUGCAAUUUCACUGGCGGUAAAAGGUGG
Molecule: messenger RNA, 1539 nt
Organism: Suillus bovinus
Lineage: Eukaryota; Fungi; Basidiomycota; Agaricomycetes; Boletales; Suillaceae
Product: adenylate kinase
Exons: 5
Coding region: 266-1210 (314 amino acids)
Biological process (GO): nucleobase-containing compound metabolic process
Cellular component (GO): mitochondrion; cytoplasm
Molecular function (GO): ATP binding; AMP kinase activity
Source: RefSeq, a predicted model, not a curated record